Mangifera indica (mango) is the source of this 991-nucleotide messenger RNA. RefSeq lists its product as uncharacterized. The coding region runs from base 214 to 816 and encodes 200 amino acids. The record is from RefSeq and is a predicted model, not a curated record. The transcript has 2 exons. NCBI's taxonomy places the organism in Eukaryota, Viridiplantae, Streptophyta, Magnoliopsida, Sapindales, Anacardiaceae.
ACCCAUGAUAGACGAUAUUACAAUAUUGCCCUUAGCAGUUAUUUUUAAUAACUGCCACUCCCUCUCUUAUUUAAAAUGGAUGUAACUUUCAUUGGGAGGUUAACAGUAACAAAAACAGAAGCAGAAGAACAGUGAUCAAUACAGUACUCUUCCAAAAUCAAUUCUCUGGAAGGACUCUUGCAGAAACGAGAGAGAAAAUCAGCAAAUUGUGUUAUGGAAAUUUUCAGGAGUGCAUCGGAUCACCAAAUCGUUAUCAAUUGUCAGAUUCAGGCAACCGGGGUGAACAUAUUGACUAAGGACUACUAUUUGAAUUAUAAGAUGAAUCAAGUGCACAAUCUUUUCACUCACCUUGGUGUCAUGCAUGAGAGAUAUAAUGAUUUAAAAGACAAGGACAUAAAAUUAACUGAAAAGGAGAGGAUAUCUGGAUUACUAAGAUCAUUGCUAGAUUAUUGGACUUCAAUAAUUUCUAAUCUUGUCCGGGGCAAGAAAUUCAAGAAUUAUUGGCAAUGUGUGGAUGAAUUACAGCUCGUUGAAAAACGUAGAAUAGUAAUGAAUAUAAGAAAAUCUACAUCACUCUCAAUUUUCCCAAAUCAACGAAGUGCGAGGCAUGUAAGGUAUCGCAAGCAUGAUAAUAAUUUUAUCUUAGAUAAAGUUACUCUUAGUAUUGUUAGAGAUAAAGAAAAUGUUUUUUCUCAAUCUGAUUGGUGGAGAUCAAAUCCUUAUAAAUAUGAAGAGCGUUUGAUUAACAGGAUGCCCUAUUUUAAAUUGUACAAAUCUCAAGCCAAGGAUGGUUCAGAAGUUAGUCAUAAUCAUUGAAUUUCAUGUCCAUAUUUAUUUCAUGCAUAUUUGUUUAUUUUUGAAUUAUUGUUAUGUUGAACUCUCAAUGUUGAUAUAAUAUAUAUGUUUUAUGGAUUAUUUGUGGGAAUUCUGAGACUGAUAGAAUUCAAUUAUUCUCGUCUAGAAUAUACAUUGAUGCGAUUGGAUUAAUUGU